Pelobates fuscus (common spadefoot toad) is the source of this 5155-nucleotide messenger RNA. RefSeq names its product ATPase phospholipid transporting 8A1 (gene ATP8A1). Gene Ontology annotation, cellular component: plasma membrane. Bases 155 to 3652 code for a protein of 1165 amino acids. The transcript is spliced from 38 exons. Gene Ontology annotation, biological process: phospholipid translocation. NCBI's taxonomy places the organism in Eukaryota, Metazoa, Chordata, Amphibia, Anura, Pelobatidae. The record is from RefSeq and is a predicted model, not a curated record. Gene Ontology annotation, molecular function: ATPase-coupled intramembrane lipid carrier activity; ATP binding; magnesium ion binding.
GUAAAUCCCAGGGAACUCGCCGGUUACCCACUGCCUCCCGCCGGCCGAUGGACUGCGAGCCGUGAGCGGAGCUACAUAUAGAGAGCCGAUGCAGCAAAUUUGUUUUACAUGAGGAAAUACUUGUGCGAAAGAAUCAGCAAGCUCAUUCAGCAACAUGUCGACUGUACAGACGACAGUGGCUGAGAUCCGCUCCAGGGCUGGUGGUUAUGAGAAGACAGAUGAUGUGUCUGAAAAGACCUCUCUAGCUGACCAGGAAGAAGUGAGAACCAUUUUCAUUAACCAGCCUCAACUGGCAAAAUUCUGCAACAAUCAUGUCAGCACUGCAAAGUAUAAUGCCAUCACUUUUCUGCCAAGAUUUCUCUAUUCUCAGUUCAGACGAGCUGCCAAUUCCUUUUUUCUGUUCAUUGCACUGCUUCAGCAAAUUCCCGAUGUAUCACCAACUGGCCGAUAUACAACACUGGUCCCUCUCUUGUUCAUUUUGGCUGUCGCAGCUAUCAAAGAAAUAAUAGAAGAUUUUAAACGGCAUAAAGCAGACACUCAGGUGAACAAGAAGAACACACACGUGCUAAGAAAUGGUGCAUGGGAAAUAGUACACUGGGAAAAGGUGGCUGUAGGGGAGAUAGUGAAAGUGACCAAUGGGGAACAUCUCCCAGCAGAUCUCAUCAGUCUUUCGUCCAGUGAGCCUCAAGCCAUGUGCUACAUUGAAACCUCAAACCUAGAUGGAGAAACAAAUCUUAAAAUCCGACAGGGUAUGUCUCAAACCUCAGAAAUGAAGGAUAUCGAUACACUCAUGAGCAUCUCUGGCAGGAUUGAAUGUGAAAGUCCUAAUAGACAUCUAUAUGACUUCAAUGGAAACAUCCGGCUAGAUGGACAGGGAACUGUGCCAUUGGGUCCUGACCAAAUUCUAUUGCGAGGAGCCCAGUUAAGGAAUACACAGUGGGUUCAUGGGAUUGUUGUGUACACCGGACAUGACACAAAACUUAUGCAGAAUUCAACGAGACCUCCUCUCAAGCUGUCAAACGUAGAGCGUAUAACAAACGUGCAGAUAUUGCUGCUGUUUGGCACCCUAAUCACCAUUUCUCUGGUCUGCUCCAUCGGCGCCUCUAUUUGGAAUUCCCGGCAUGAUGAGAAAGACUGGUAUCUCAUAUUAAACUAUGGUGGAGCUAACAACUUUGGACUGAACUUCUUAACAUUCAUCAUUCUCUUCAACAACCUCAUACCUAUCAGUUUGCUGGUUACACUGGAAGUGGUGAAAUUUAUCCAAGCAUAUUUCAUAAAUUGGGAUGUCGACAUGCAUUAUGAACCAACAGAUACGUCUGCCAUGGCACGCACAUCGAACCUUAAUGAAGAGCUGGGCCAGGUAAAAUACAUAUUUUCGGACAAGACUGGGACCCUGACCUGCAAUGUCAUGCAGUUUAAGAAGUGCACUAUAGCAGGGAAUGCCUAUGGUCAUUGUCCAGAGCCAGAAGAGUAUAGGUACUCAGAAGAUAGUUGGCAUGAUUUACAGAAAGAAGAAGAAAAUGUGGGCUUCAAUGAUGCUGCUUUAUUAGAGAAUCUGGAAAACAAUCAUCCAACUGCGCCAGUGAUCUGCGAGUUUCUCACAAUGAUGGCAGUAUGUCAUACUGCAGUGCCCGAACGGGAAGGCGACCAGAUCAUCUAUCAAGCAUCUUCACCAGAUGAAGCAGCUCUGGUACGAGCGGCGCGGGAUCUGCGUUUCUGUUUUACCGGCAGAACACCAGAUACCGUUAUAAUAGAAUCUCUUGGUAAAGAAGAACGAUUCGAGUUGUUAAAUGUGCUUGAAUUUACAAGUAAUCGAAAACGUAUGUCUGUGAUCGUUCGUAAUUCAUCAGGGAAACUGAGAUUGUACUGCAAAGGAGCUGAUACGGUCAUUUAUGAUCGCUUGGCUGAAACAUCCAAGUAUAAAGAAAUUACCUUAAAACAUUUGGAGCAGUUUGCUACAGAAGGUCUAAGAACCCUCUGCUUUGCUGUAGCAGCGAUUCCAGAUAGUGUAUACGAAGAAUGGUUGGACGUAUAUCAUAGAGCAUCUACCUCCAUACAAAACAGAACUCUGAAACUGGAGGAGUGCUAUGAACUGAUAGAGAAAAACCUCCAUUUACUUGGAGCCACGGCCAUUGAAGACAAACUACAAGAUAACGUGCCAGAAACUAUAGAGACAUUGAUGAAAGCGGAUAUCCAUAUUUGGAUUCUAACUGGAGAUAAACAAGAAACAGCCAUAAAUAUAGGACAUUCGUGUAGAUUGCUGACCAGAAACAUGGGGUUAAUAGUUAUUAAUGAAGGCUCACUCGAUAGCACCCGGGAGAUUUUAAACCAUCAUUGCAGUAAACUUGGUGACUCCUUGAGGAAGGAAAAUGACUUUGCUCUAAUUAUUGAUGGCAAAUCGCUGAAGUAUGCGUUGACAUUUGGUGUGCGGCAGUAUUUUCUGGAUCUUGCACUUUCAUGUAAAGCUGUAAUUUGUUGCAGGGUCUCCCCACUCCAAAAAUCGGAGGUUGUAGAUAUGGUAAAGAAGCAAGUAAAAGUUAUCACUCUGGCUAUUGGAGAUGGUGCAAAUGAUGUCAGCAUGAUUCAGACUGCUCAUGUCGGUGUAGGGAUAAGUGGAAACGAAGGACUGCAAGCUGCCAAUUCUUCUGAUUACUCCAUAGCACAGUUCAAGUAUCUUAAAAACUUACUACUGGUCCAUGGUGCCUGGAACUAUAACAGAGUGUCAAAGUGUAUCCUGUACUGCUUCUACAAGAAUAUUGUGCUGUAUAUCAUAGAGAUCUGGUUUGCUUUUAUGAAUGGCUUCUCUGGUCAAAUUCUCUUCGAAAGAUGGUGCAUUGGCCUUUAUAAUGUGAUGUUUACUGCUCUUCCUCCUUUAACCCUUGGAAUAUUUGAGCGAUCCUGUCGUAAAGAAAACAUGCUAAAGUAUCCAGAGUUAUACAAGACCUCACAGAAAGCCUUAGACUUCAAUACCAAGGUUUUUUGGGUUCAUUGCUUGAAUGGUCUUUUCCACAGUGUCAUCCUUUUCUGGUUUCCAUUGAAAGCUCUGCAGCACGAUACUGUAUUUGGGAAUGGAAAGACCUCAGAUUAUCUCUUAUUGGGUAACAUCGUUUAUACUUUUGUGGUGAUUACCGUAUGUUUGAAAGCUGGUCUGGAAACUGCGCACUGGACUGUGUUCUCCCAUAUUGCUAUCUGGGGGAGUAUCUUGCUGUGGAUACUAUUCUUUGGCGUUUAUUCUUCUUUGUGGCCUGCAAUUUCUAUAGCACCGGACAUGUCUGGAGAGGCGAAUAUGAUGUUCAAUUCUGGAUUUUUUUGGAUGGGCCUUAUCUUUAUCCCUAUUGCAUCCUUGCUUCUUGAUGUAUUUUACAAAACUGUGAAAAGAUCCUGUUUUAAAACCUUAGUUGACGAAGUUCAAGAGCUUGAAGCGAAGUCGCAGGAUCCGGGUGCUGUUGUGCAUGGAAAAAGCUUAACUGAGAGAGCGCAGUUACUGAAAAAUGUCUUUAAGAAGGGCACGGCAAGCAUGUACCGUUCGGAGUCUGUACAGCAAAACCUGCUCCAUGGCUAUGCUUUUUCCCAGGAUGAAAAUGGAAUAGUCUCCCAAUCUGAAGUGAUCAGAGCCUAUGACACCACAAAACAAAAAGCCGAGGAAUGGUGAAAUCAAGUAGUUGUGUGUGCACUAAUGCCAUAUCCUUCACCAAAUCACAAGAUCUUGUCUCUGAGAUAACCAUAUGUCAAAGCUUCUAUUCUGAAAGUUUAAAGGAGAUCUGUGGUCGAUCACUAUUAACAGAAGUAAAAGAAGCGGAAAAGACUUUUAAUGUGUAAAAAUAAAAUUAAAAACUGCACACAGAUUUUAGUUGUGACGAGAUUAAUACAUACAUUUUCAGCAAACAGUAACUUGUUAACAGUAUUACCAGUUAGGAUAAAAAAGUAUGUGGCUGCUUUUGCUAACCAAUGGGUUUCCAAAAUGUCCCCACUUUCACAUCACUAAUGUUUAGCUUAGUGUGAAUACGACUAGGUUAAAAAUCAUGGUUAAAAAAAAUCAACUCAAGCUGAAAAAAGACCUAAUUUCCAUUGGAAUCACUGGAUCAGCUGUCUUGACUAAUUUUUUUGUAGUCAUUGAGUGGUGUCAAACUAUUUGAAUUAAUAUGUUUGCCAAAGAAGAAGUGUUUUCACAUUUCACUGCAAUACAUUUUUGGAAAGUCUUUAAAAUGGUUGUAGAAGCUCCACAAAUUUGCUUGCAUCUUCACAAAGCUAAAUAAAUCCAAAUGGAAAAGUGAGCAGCAUGAUACAUGAGGCUGUUAUCCAUUUCUCUUACUGGCACUUGAUUGUGUUAUCGCAGGGCUAGAACUACUUCUGUGGGCUCGCAAAGCAUAUUGGGAGAUGUAGUUCCACAACAUCUGGAAAGCUGCCAGUGGUUCAGCCCAGUAUUAUCGAUUUCACACCUUCAGCCUUACUCAUACUUCACAGUUUACCUUGUAGGUUAGAUUUGUGAAUAUUUUUUUUGCUUAAAUCCGAAAGUUCGAUUACACCAACACACCUUUUUCCUACAUCAUAUUGUUUUGAAAUUAAUUUCUAAUUUUAUUUUACUAGGAAGCCAUUUUUUUUACUUUUUUUUUUUUUAUUAUUAAUUACACAUUUAUGUUUUUCGAAAACUAUAUACAAUUCCCUAUGUUUCCAAAAGCAAUGUGUAACAUUUUCUUUUUCGCACAUAAAAAAGUGAGUUGACUUAUUGCUCAGAAUUUUAAAUUUCAUCAACAAUUGUUUUUAAAAAAUAAAAAAUAAAAAAAUAUCCGGGAGAAUUACAACUUAAAGAGCAUGAGCUGAGAAUUAUUUCACAUUAAAUUAUUUUAUCUUAAAUUAAACAUUCCAAAAAAUUAUUAUUGAUCAGUAUUAACCUGCAUAUAUUUUCCCAGAUAGAAAAAAUAUGAAUUUAUAAUAGUCUUAUUUUAUACAAAAUGGAGUUUGAUGAAUAAAUGAGCCUUGUAAUUCAAAAUUUGUUUUGGUUUUUUUAACAUGAACAUUCUGGCAAUGGUUUGUCAUUCCCCAAAAUUGGAUUUUAGCAAAAGAAGUGUUUUAUACACACACAUACGUAUGCAAAAUAUAAUUAUUUCUUCGUAUUAAAAUGGUAUCAUGUCUAUAAGAUAUGGAAUUUACCCUC